This is a messenger RNA of Volvox carteri f. nagariensis, 834 nucleotides long. RefSeq lists its product as uncharacterized. The transcript has 8 exons. The coding region runs from base 1 to 834 and encodes 277 amino acids. The record is from RefSeq and is a predicted model, not a curated record. NCBI's taxonomy places the organism in Eukaryota, Viridiplantae, Chlorophyta, Chlorophyceae, Chlamydomonadales, Volvocaceae.
AUGGCGGACGGUGGAGGAUUCUUCCAAGCCAGCGGCUGUGAAACGUGCGGAAAUCUCAGCUUUAGUUCCGAGUGGUAUCAGGCUUUCGGUGUGGUACUUUGCAAUCACUGCAAACGAAAUGAGUCACUUAUUUCAAAGGACAACCCCCAGAAGAAAACCUGGAGCGCCAUGAAGCUCUACCUUCGGAGGCAGGCGAAGGGCGGUAGAAAUGGGCAGUUUCCUAACGCGGUUGAGGAGCGGGCGUGCAGGAAGCACGGCGACCUGGACACCGUACGGCAGUUACGUCAUGAUCGCACUCAGGCCAAGGCGGAGGGCUGGCUGGCGAAAAGGGCCCGUGGUGGGGGCCCUGCUGAGGAUGAUGGAGACGAGGAGGAGGUCGAGGGGGAAGACGAAGGAGCGGAGGUUGCGGGCACUGAGCGGGAGGGGGGGGGGAGGGGAGGGGCGACCCGCGUGAAGCUGAGCGCCGUCGCGGCGCGUGUGAGAGCGCGACUGGCUUCGGAGUACGAGUCGGGGGCUGCGGGGCGACAGGCGAAUACGGGAAACAGCAACGCGGGCGGCAGUGUCAGCGGGGCCGGUAGCGGGGGCGGUGCAGGCGGGGGCGAUGCCGCUGACGGUGGUGAUGUGGAGGUCCUUGAGAGCGCCGACGACAUCGUAAUGGCCGCCACCGAAGUGGUCGGCUUCAACAGCAAAAGGCGGCAUCAGCAGCGGAGGACGACGAGCAGAAGCUGUAGCAGUAGCUCAGGAGGAUCAGCUGCAGUAGCAGUAGCAGUCCGAGCACCGGUGGUAGGAAGUCCCAGUCCCAAGUCUUGCUCCAAUCCCACCCCCGACAGGUGA